Sus scrofa (pig) is the source of this 5942-nucleotide messenger RNA. RefSeq names its product DEAD-box helicase 46 (gene DDX46). Gene Ontology annotation, molecular function: nucleic acid binding; ATP binding; RNA helicase activity. The record is from RefSeq and is a predicted model, not a curated record. Lineage: Eukaryota; Metazoa; Chordata; Mammalia; Artiodactyla; Suidae.
GCCAACACAUCCUGUUUUCGUUGGCCGCGCUCCGGGGGCCGCUGCCACUGUGGCUGCUGCCGCUUGUUAGUGCUGCUCCUCGCCCGGCGAGUCGAGGGCAGCGCGGCCUCCUACGUUGUGCGGUACUUGUGCGCGUGGUCCCGAAGGGCGCCGCUUUCCCGCGGCCGGCGGCAUGGGCCGGGAGUCUCGCCACUAUCGGAAACGGUCAGCAUCACGGGGACGCUCUGGAAGUCGAUCUAGGAGUCGCUCACCCUCAGACAAAAGGAGCAAACGUGGCGAUGACAGGCGGUCUAGAAGCAGAGACAGAGACAGAAGGAGAGAGAGGUCUCGGAGCAGGGAUAAAAGACGAUCUCGGUCCAGAGACAGGAAGCGUCUGAGGCGUUCCAGAAGUAGAGAGAGAGACCGAAGUCGGGAUCGAAGAAGAUCUCGAAGUCGAGACAGGAGACGAUCACGGAGUAGAAGCCGAGGCCGGAGAUCCCGAUCUUCUAGUCCUGGCAAUAAAAGCAAGAAAGCUGAGAAUAGGUCUAGAUCCAAAGAGAAAACAGACAGUGGAGAAAGUUCUAAAGAGAAGAAAAAAGACAAAGAUGACAAGGAGGAUGAGAAAGAAAAGGAUGCUGGCAACUUUGACCAGAAUAAGCUGGAAGAGGAAAUGAGAAAGCGAAAAGAAAGGGUAGAAAAAUGGCGAGAAGAGCAACGUAAAAAGGCCAUGGAAAACAUAGGGGAACUGAAAAAGGAAAUCGAAGAGAUGAAACAAGGGAAAAAAUGGAGUUUAGAAGACGAUGAUGAUGAUGAAGAUGAUCCUGCAGAGGCUGAAAAGGAAGGAAAUGAAGUGGAGGGUGAAGAGUUAGAUCCGUUAGAUGCUUACAUGGAAGAAGUGAAAGAGGAAGUAAAAAAGUUUAAUAUGAGAAGUGUGAAAGGUGGUGGGGGAAAUGAAAAGUCUGGGCCAACAGUCACAAAAGUUGUCACUGUUGUGACAACUAAAAAAGCAGUCGUAGAUUCUGAUAAGAAGAAAGGUGAGCUGAUGGAGAAUGACCAGGAUGCCAUGGAGUAUUCUUCAGAGGAGGAGGAAGUUGAUCUUCAGACGGCCCUGACAGGUUAUCAGACAAAGCAGAGAAAGCUUCUAGAACCAGUCGAUCAUGGAAAAAUUGAAUAUGAACCAUUCAGAAAAAAUUUUUAUGUUGAAGUUCCAGAACUGGCAAAAAUGUCUCAAGAGGAGGUGAAUGUAUUUCGGUUGGAAAUGGAAGGCAUUACUGUCAAAGGAAAAGGUUGCCCCAAACCAAUUAAAUCUUGGGUUCAGUGUGGGAUUUCCAUGAAAAUCUUAAAUUCUCUCAAAAAGCAUGGUUAUGAAAAGCCCACGCCAAUCCAGACCCAGGCGAUUCCUGCUAUAAUGUCUGGACGAGAUUUGAUUGGUAUUGCCAAGACAGGAAGUGGAAAGACCAUUGCCUUUCUGUUGCCCAUGUUUAGACACAUCAUGGAUCAGAGGUCUUUAGAAGAAGGCGAGGGACCAAUAGCUGUCAUCAUGACUCCAACUCGAGAACUGGCUUUGCAAAUUACUAAAGAAUGUAAGAAAUUUUCGAAGACCUUGGGCCUUAGAGUGGUCUGUGUUUAUGGAGGAACAGGAAUCAGUGAGCAGAUUGCUGAGCUGAAAAGAGGUGCUGAAAUUAUUGUUUGCACACCUGGUCGAAUGAUUGACAUGUUAGCAGCUAACAGUGGUCGGGUUACAAAUCUUCGAAGAGUGACAUAUGUUGUUUUAGAUGAAGCAGACAGAAUGUUUGACAUGGGUUUUGAACCACAGGUCAUGCGCAUUGUGGACAAUGUUCGUCCUGAUCGACAGACAGUUAUGUUUUCAGCUACUUUCCCCAGAGCUAUGGAAGCCUUGGCUCGCAGGAUCCUGAGUAAACCCAUUGAAGUGCAGGUUGGAGGCAGAAGCGUGGUUUGCUCAGAUGUGGAGCAGCAAGUGAUUGUGAUUGAAGAGGAAAAGAAAUUCUUGAAGCUGCUUGAGCUUCUAGGCCAUUAUCAAGAAUCAGGAUCUGUCAUCAUAUUUGUGGAUAAGCAGGAACAUGCUGAUGGUCUUCUGAAAGAUUUAAUGAGAGCUUCUUACCCUUGCAUGUCUCUUCAUGGAGGCAUUGAUCAAUAUGACAGAGAUAGCAUCAUAAAUGAUUUUAAGAAUGGGACCUGCAAACUUCUUGUGGCUACAUCUGUUGCUGCCCGAGGCCUGGAUGUGAAACAUCUGAUUCUUGUGGUAAAUUAUAGCUGCCCCAACCAUUAUGAGGAUUAUGUGCACAGAGCAGGACGGACUGGAAGAGCAGGCAACAAGGGUUAUGCAUAUACCUUUAUCACAGAAGAUCAAGCUCGGUAUGCCGGUGACAUAAUUAAAGCCCUUGAAUUGUCAGGGACUGCAGUGCCUCCUGAUCUCGAGAAACUCUGGAGUGAUUUCAAAGAUCAACAGAAAGCUGAAGGGAAAAUAAUUAAAAAGAGUAGUGGGUUCUCUGGUAAGGGAUUCAAGUUUGAUGAAACAGAACAAGCUUUGGCUAAUGAGAGAAAGAAGUUACAAAAAGCUGCUCUUGGAUUGCAAGAUUCAGAUGAUGAGGAUGCUGCAGUUGAUAUUGAUGAGCAAAUUGAAAGCAUGUUUAAUUCCAAGAAGAGAGUGAAGGAUAUGGCUGCUCCUGGAACAUCUAGUGUUCCUGCUCCAACUGCAGGAAACGCUGAGAAGUUGGAAAUUGCAAAGAGAUUGGCUCUUAGAAUCAAUGCUCAGAAGAAUUUGGGCAUUGAGUCUCAGGUAGAUGUGAUGCAACAGGCCACCAAUGCAAUUCUCAGAGGUGGCACCAUCCUGGCUCCCACUGUAUCUGCAAAAACCAUUGCAGAGCAACUUGCUGAAAAGAUCAAUGCCAAGCUCAAUUAUGUGCCUUUGGAGAAACAAGAGGAGGAAAGACAAGAUGGUGGACAGAAUGAAUCUUUUAAGAGAUAUGAAGAAGAAUUAGAGAUUAAUGACUUCCCACAGACUGCUAGGUGGAAAGUUACUUCUAAGGAAGCUCUGCAGAGAAUCAGUGAAUAUUCUGAAGCCGCAAUUACAAUCAGAGGAACAUACUUCCCCCCUGGCAAAGAACCCAAGGAAGGAGAGCGGAAAAUUUACUUGGCAAUUGAAAGUGCCAAUGAACUGGCUGUGCAGAAAGCAAAGGCAGAAAUCACCAGGCUCAUAAAAGAAGAACUGAUCCGGCUGCAAAAUUCAUACCAACCAACCAACAAAGGAAGAUACAAAGUCUUAUAAAACACAUGGAAGAAACUUUUUACUUGUGCUGUUCUGUGAUACACGUGGCAAUUGUUGUCUGCAGUUUACAAUGUAUUUUAAAUUAAGAUUUUUAAUUCUGUCUUGCUGAUUUUUUUUAAAAUACAAGAAACCAGUAUUUGCUAAAGAAAUCUUUCAGUAAGUACUGCCAGAGUUAUCAAACUACAUGUAAAAUAGACCUGUUUUCAUAGUACAGUAUCCUUUAAUGUAAAGCUGAAAUAUCAGUAUUUUAAAUAUCUGGAUAAUAUGCCAGAAGUUUAAGAAAACUGAAAUAUUUGGACUUUCCAUUGAAGGUAAAGUAUACAAGUUGCUAAGAGGCUAUUCACCUUUUCUUCUUGCAAUGAAAUUGCGAUCAUCUCCUCAGAACAGGUAAAAUUCUAUAAUUUUGUGUCCCUACCUUGAGCUUAAAUCUUACUCAACUCAGUGGAACAGUAUGAACUGGAUUUAAGAAUAUUACAAUAGAAUUUUUACAAAAUGGGUUCAGUGUUUUUGUUUCAGUUUUUAUCAUCCUAUAUGGGCCUUCGCUGGACUGCUUUUUGGUUUUGUAAAAGUGAAGACUUGUAGUAUAAGAAUUUUUUGCAUUUCUUUAUACCAGUGAGAGUUUUAAUAUUUACUUCUUUUAGGUUCCCCUCACAACCUCUGGCUCCGUGCCUAGCUACUAACUCUUUUCUAAUCGUCCUUACAAGAAAGUGAUUUGUAGCCUGUAAAUAUUAAGACGAUUGCUCUUCUCCUGAAAGUGUGUUUAUACACCUGUACAUACAAACACCCUACCAGUCUGAUUUUUCUUCAGGAUUAUGAGUAGGUUCUGAAUUUUCUUUCUUAAAAGUUUUCAAGCAUAAUGGUACCCACAUUUUAGACUUUGACUUUAAGCAUUUCUCAGUGAAAUUUAGUUCACAAAGAAUCUUAAAUUAUGUCUUUGAGUCUUUAGAUACAUUUCCUGAAUAUUUUAAUUUAAAAUUGUUAGAAUUGGAUCACCUAAUAUUCUUUUCAAGACUCCUGGUGUAUUAGAACUUCAUAUUGUUGUCACUCCUUGAAAAAAAUAAAACUCUCAGGAAUUAAAUAGAUGUAUUUCUUAAAUUAAAUGAUAAAGAAUUUCCUUUGAGUAUUCUUUUUUUGUUUUGUUUUGUCUUUUUAGGGCUGCACCCGCUGCACAUGGAAGUUCCCAGGCUAGGGGUUGAUGGAGCUACAGCAGCCGGUCUACACCACAGCCACAGCAACACCAGAUCCUUAACCUACUGAGCAAGGCCAGGGAUCGAACCUGUGUCCUCAUAGAUCCCAGUCAGGUUCGUUAAACCACUGAGCCACAACAGGAACUCCUUUUGAGUAUUCUUGAUUUGGAGUUUUUAAAAAAGAAAAAUACCAAAGCAUACUUUAAUAGUACACUAGGUGGUUAAAGUGACAAGGAGUAUGACUCUUUAUUUCUUCAAUAUAAAGUUAUCCUUGCUGAAAAGCUAGAGGUGUAACUGGGAAAUGUUCUUGGCCCCUUGCAUAUCCACUCUGUUUCUUAGAGGAAGAAAACAGGCAAAACACAGGUAACAAUAGAGCCAGAUAAACUAUUUAAAAUGUCCAGCAUCUUUGGCUCCUUUUUCCUCCCAUUUUAUUUGUUUAUUUUUAUUACCCAGUGAUAGUUUGUUUUCUUUGGUAGAAUAUGUGGCAGUCCCACUUUAGUGACACUUGGUGCUCCCUUCAGUCUGCUGGAUCACUUUGAGAUUCAGAGUUUUACAUUAUUUUAGCACUCCUGCUCUUUUUUUGUUGUUGUUUGUUUCUGUUUUUCUCUUGGCCAAGCUUGGAGCAUAUGAAAGUACCAGGCCUGGGAUUGAACCUGAGCCACAGCAGUGACAGCAGUGGAUCCUUAACACUGCUAAGCCACCAGGGAACUCCACUUUACUACCUUUGUGUGCAUAUAUCUAGUUGUCAUAAGCCACUGAUAGUAUUUUGUUCUAAAAUGAGGGAGUUCAGGAGCUCCCCUCGUGGCUCAGUGGUAACAAACCCGACUAGUGUUCAUGAGGACACAGGUUCAAUCUUUGGCCUUGCUCACUGGGUUAAGGAUCUGGCAUUGUGGUGAGCUGUGGUGUAGGUCACAGAUGCAGCUGGAAUCUCACGUUGCUGUGGUAUAGGGCAGCAGCUGCAGCUUCAAUUUGACCCCUAGCCUGGGAACUUCCAUAUGCCAUAGGUGAGGCCCUAAAAUGCAACAACAACAAAAAAGAAAAGAAAAGAAAAAAAAGAAACACAUAAACAUCUCUGUUAUUACAUUUUUUUUUUUAGUGUCACACUCACUCUUGUUUUGUUUUUUUUUUUUUUUUUUUUUUUUUUUGUCUUUUCUAGUGCUGUGCCCACAGCAUAUGGAGGUUUCUAGGCUAGGGAUCUAAUCGGAGCUGUAGCCACCAGCCUACAGCAAUGCUGGAUCUGAGCUGUGUUUUCGACCUACACCACAGCUCAGGGCAACACCGGAUCCUUAACCCACCGGAUCAAACCCGAAACCUCAUGGUUCCUAGUCGGAUUCAUUAACCACAGAGCCAGGACAGGAACUCCGACUCUUUGAUUUUUAAAAUUUGGAUGAUGUAUAAUUUGUGUUUGAUGCACUAUCAGUAUUUCCUCAUGUCUUCUAAAUUCCUUAUCAAAUAAAGUUAAUUUAGUCCACAUUUUCCUAAAAUUA